Lucilia sericata (common green bottle fly) is the source of this 6152-nucleotide messenger RNA. RefSeq names its product general transcription factor 3C polypeptide 1. Gene Ontology annotation, biological process: 5S class rRNA transcription by RNA polymerase III; transcription initiation at RNA polymerase III promoter. Gene Ontology annotation, molecular function: DNA binding. The transcript has 14 exons. Gene Ontology annotation, cellular component: transcription factor TFIIIC complex. NCBI's taxonomy places the organism in Eukaryota, Metazoa, Arthropoda, Insecta, Diptera, Calliphoridae. The record is from RefSeq and is a predicted model, not a curated record. Bases 140 to 5995 code for a protein of 1951 amino acids.
GUUGCCACUGGUUUCUAAUCCGCCAGCUGUGAUUUGACGGGAAUAAACAAUAAUUUGUUUAUACUAUCAUCACAAAGUGAUGAUUUAUUAAAAAAUUUUUUGAAAUAAAUGGGAAAUUGACUAUAUAAUUAUUUCAAAAAUGAAUAUUUCCAAUAGAGGAUCUAUGCAACGAGUUAUUUUGGAUGAAAUAGCUUUAGAAGGUUUGGAGGGUAUAACAUUGGAGUCAUUGUGGGUAUAUUUAAGUAAAUCGCUAAAUUUGACACAACCAAUCACUAAUCAACUUAAGGAAAAUGUUUGGAAUUUUAUCUUGCAAGUUCAACAGCAUCUGCAGUUCUUCGAACUGCCAGAAGAACGUAGUACGGUAAAAUUGUUUGAUCGCUACCAAUUUGUAGAUAGCGAUUUAGGUGUUCCACUCUCCCCGGAAGAGUGCCCCUUCGUUCGAUACAAUUGCGUUCCAAUAUCAGAUGGUAAUAUUAUGGGAUCAUGUCAAUGGUACAAAGAACGCAAAAAUGUACCAUUUAAUGUUGUAAUGGACCUCAAUGUAGAAACUGUAUCUAAAAUUUGGGGAAAUAAGUUUGUUAUUGUUGCAUCGCAAGAGUUACGUUACAAUGCAUUAACUCCGGAAAAUGUAACACGCCCGAAGGAAUUAACUCCAAUUCAGUAUUGCAUAUGGGAGGCUAUUGGUCGUUCUCGUUACAAUGGAGAAACUACAUCAGGAGUGUGGUCUUUAACGCACUUCUGCAAAGAUCCUACAAUUGUCUUUUAUAUAAAAAACAAAUUGAUAAGGCAUGGAGUUGUAACUCACCAACUUUUUAAUGAGAAGCGUAGUGAUCGCUUAAUCGUAACAACAUUGUUAACGCUACCUCGUUUUUUUCCGGCAUAUCGUAGUAUACUAAUAAGUAUGGUGGAAAAAUUAUUUAUAAUGUUGAAAGAAAAGCCAGACUUUUCCAUGCCCUUAGUCGAAGCAAGAGUACAUUUCCCAUCGUUUGAGAGGCAAAAGACAUUUAAAAAAGCCAUGUUAACUCAUAUAUUCCGAAAAAUUUUCGAAACACGAUCCUUGCCAUACUAUGAUGUCUUCCCGAAUCCUAAUAAGAAAAAGAAUCAAGCAAACAGUCGAAUGGUCGCUAUAGUCAAAUUAAGACAUCCCGAAAAAUCUAUUGAUGAUAUAUUCGAAAAUAUUGAAAAUGAACAAGACAAAAUUGAGGAAAAUACAGAUGGGGAUUUUCAUAACGAAAAACAUUCUUAUAUUGAUAUGCCGUUACGAGAAGAAUUCUAUCGCUGUGUAUCUCGUUUUGGAAAUCGUGGAUGCAGUCAGACUGAAAUUUAUCGCCAUUUGUCAAUUAAUCAUUUAUCUUUGAGACAGCUAAUUAAAAAAAUGACAGCGGAAGGUUUAAUAAAAUCAUAUUGUGUUGAUAUUGGACGCCAAAGAACUAACAUGUAUGUCGCCGUCGAAUGCUUUGACUCAGUAAAUAAGUCGGUGAAAGACUCAUUAGAUGUUCUUCAAAACCUGCAAUGUGCUGAAGAGCCUAAUAUUCCUCUAAUCGAGGCACAGUUUCCAGAUGUUUCACAGAUUUGUGCGCGUAUAAAAAAUUAUGAAUUUCCAAUGAACUCGUUAAUGCAGCGAAACGACAACAUAAGCCAACGUUUAAUAUCACGAAAAGCAUUUGCUGUUAAAAUGAUCGACGAACAUUGCAUCAUCUCAGUCCAACAUUUACGCAAACUUCUAUUGGAACACGAAAAAAGUAAAGGUUUAAAAGACGAAGUCUGUCAGAAGUCUAUCAAACGGAUGUUAUAUCAAAUGAGUCAAAGCAAUAUUAUUCGCAUGUAUGAAAUUGUGCUGCAGCGAGAAGAAAAUAUUCGUAUUUAUCGUUAUGUGACGCAUCCGAAAAUAGACAUUGAACAUAUCGCUCUUAAAAACGAAAUUUUAAAACUAAAAAACAGCCUUUUCUUAUUGCUGGAAGAGAAGAGACAUAGGCUAUUGAGUUCUCGACGCCAUCAGAAUCGAAAAAUAAAAACUUCGAAAAAAUUAAAGUCUGCUGAAACUAAACUUAAUAAAAAUACUUUGAUACCAUUGAAAAGUCACAAACCGCCAAAGUUUUUAAUAUCCAGAUAUAUGCAUGAAUUUUUAUUUUAUAUUGUAGUUGAACUGAACGAAUGCCAAAUGCCUCUAGAAAUUACUAAAGAAUUGCUUCAAACGUGGCAGGUAUCUGAGCCGUCUCUCCGCAUUGAUGAGUAUUUGGAACAAUUGGAGCCAGAAUAUGUAAAUAUGAAAGCAUAUACCAAGUACAUAACUUGGCGAACGUUUAUACCACCAUUGCCGAGAUAUUCCGAUAAGCCAGCUGGAUGGGUGUAUUUUAUUGAUGCAAUGGAUCGUAUGCCUUUAUCUAUAUUUAAUAAAAUUUUUCGCAUUGAUAAGGGAGCAGAUGAAAGACUGUCAGCAUUUUUGAGUCAUCCUGUUCGUCAGCACUAUUUAAUGCGUCAAUUACCCUCCGAUUUGCAAUGUAAAAUUAGCCGGGUACAAUUACAGCGUGUCUACGCAUCCGUGUUAAAGCUUCUCAAUCACAUGGGUUUAAUACAGAUAAGUGAACGUGUGAAUAUAAAAGAUCCGUUAGUUAUGUGGGUUUAUCUCAAUCGUCGAGCACGUGUACUGGAUACCACCAAUUCUGAAGCCGGUUAUAAACACAUCAAUUCGGAACGUGAAUAUACUCCAUUAACCUUUGAUUUACGUAGUUUUGACGAUAUACAUAACUAUUGGACGACACUGCAACGAAUUUGUGUUUAUACAAAACUUGGUUUUCGAAGCAGAAGUCAUGGAAGAACUGAAAGAAUAAAAGAACUAAACUUUCUUAAUUCAGUCGAUUUCGACGAAGCACCUUUACAUGAUACCGGCUAUCAACCUGGAGAUGGUUUGGGUGCUGCAGGCCUUUCAACAAAUUUAUUUGCUCACACGUUCCGCAAUUGGUCUUGGUAUGUGCACAGCAGUAAUAAAGUUACAGUGAAAAAUGUUAGAACGGGUCGUCCAGUCAGUUCAGGACUUCGAGGUACUAGUAAAGUAGUCCGAGUUAUAUCACGUAAAUCGCGACAACCUCAAGCAUUAGCAACAAUUAAACGUAUGGGCUCACAAUUUUUGACUUCCAAUAGUAAACGCCUAAAAAAGACUGCUCCCAGAGAUGCAGUUGAUCGUGAUGCCUUGAAAAAUAUGAGAACGUUGCGAGUAUCCUGGAGUAAGGCUGAAGAUGAAAUGCUCAUGAUUGGUAAGGCUGCAUCGGUAUAUGUUGCGGCACCUGUACCAGCCCUGGGUCUCUUAACUAUUGGUAAAUCAUGCCGCGAUGCAAUACGGCAUAGCUUAGGUAUUUUUAAUAAAACAACUCAGGCAUGUUGUAGAAGAUUACAAUUUAUGGUACGCCAAAAGAGACACAUACCACAGGUGCCAACCUGGCUACAUAUGUUGCAAACUGACGAGUAUUUGCAGAAAAAAUAUGGCGAUAACUUUUUGCAAAGAUUGAAAAAGACAUAUACAACUCGCGCAGAAUUUUGUGACGCAUUAGCAGUGCAUUAUACCCUUAUUAUGUGUUAUUUGUUUAAACUCGUGCAUAAUGCGUACGAUACUAAAACGAAGUCUCGAUUCAUUUUACCAGACUCUAUUCAAGAGUUUCACAAACGUUUCCUCGAACGUAUGCCAGUGCCAACCGAUGAAGAUUGCAUACUUUAUAAAAACCCCGAUACAGAUUUUGAUCUUCAAACAAUUGUAGUUGAAAGCGUUCUGCACAGUAGUUUGUGUGCUAUGCGUGACAAGACAUUGUACAAUUUACAAGCAUUCGAAAUAUAUAAAAACUAUUCGGAGGAAGUCUUAGAAGCUGCUUUCUCUAAAGCUCGCGCAGAUGGCUUAGCAGUUGCCAUAAAACGAAAAAAUAUGAGUCUUCUGCCUAAUCAUUUAUCUGGUCCAGCGUAUGUGCUCUCAUCAAAGUAUAAACUUAAAUUACUAUUUUUGCGAAUUCCAUAUGGAAUAUUUGACGCAUUUUAUAAUUAUUUCGAGGCGGGUAUAAAAGUUUUCUUUCAAACAGACAAAAGUACGGGGGAAGCAAGUGGUUUUGUAGGUCAAAUGGAAUUAAAAUCACCAACUCCAGGUCAAAUGUUUGUUAUUGGCGAAGGUUUGUCGCGUAACAUAUGGACUGUCAACGUGAAAUUACCUAUAAAUAUUUUGACUGUCGAUGCAGAACAAAAUCAAACAAAUGUGUCAUCUAUGGAUCGCAUAUUAGAUCAUUACCAGAGCAUUUUUGAUAAUGCGCCCCAACAAGAAUAUACAAAAACUAUAGAAAGCGUCCAGAAUGAAAAACAGGCUCGUGUUAAAUUCCAUCCUGCAAAUCUUAGUUAUAAAAUUCACUAUACACCCUAUGAUUUUAUAUCAAAAUUACCAUCUAGAUAUCUACAUUUCUUUUGUGCGUUAGAUUUUCUAGAAAACGAGAUUGAGAUAAAUUUUUCAAAGCUUCAACGUGAAGAUGAUGAUGGUGAGAUUGUAAUCGAGUGUCCUUUCAAAUGUAUUUUUAAAAAUGGGGAUUAUGUUGCUGAAAUUGAACGUAUUGUGGAGGAAAAGAAAACCAUAUUUAACACCUUGACAGAAAUGGCACCACAAAAACUUCUUAAUCAGGCCACAAGUGGGCUGUCAAUGAAAGUCUCCAACUCUAAUAUAUUAACGCUGGUCCGUAUGCUGGAGUCUUACUGGCAUGAAAAAGAGUCUCAAUAUGAAUGUAAAGAUCUUGGAAAAUACCACAAUAAUUUGAAAUGUCAAAAAUCUAUAGAUUGGUGUCAACUCUGCAAUGAUAUAAUCACGUUUAAUGCCAACUCUGAUGACUUUGAUAAAACAGAGGAAUACGAACCAACACUAAACAAAGAAGAACGUGUCAUUAGAGCCCAAGACGUUUUUGUAGUAAAUCUUCCAACUAUACAAAUUAAUGUUAAUGAUGAUCUUAAAAAUGAUAGGGAUACUACUACAUGUCAUAAGAAAGAUUUAAAUAUUCCGAAAAAAAUAUUAGAGCCUGAACUUCAAAGAGAAACCAUUUUGAAAAAAGUUCUCGAAGAUUCACUUUGGAAAUAUACAGACAACAGUUUGGAUAACGUUAAACAAAAGCGAGAUGAUCUGGGCUUCAAUGAGAUGGAACAAAAACAUUUAGAAGAAAUUCACAACUUUAUAGAAAGACACACGUUGGGUGUAUCAAUAUCACAUCUUAUGUCUGAGUUUCCAUAUGAAAACUUUCUUUUCAAAGCUUUACAUAUAUUAUCGUCUGAAUUCUUAAUAAAACGAGUUGGCAUUUCUUCUUUUAUGUACGUACAUAAAAAUCAUAUACGUUCUUGGGUUGUACAUACUUUUAACUUAAAACGAUUGGACCGGGAAAAUAUAGGUGGCUCUACUUCUGCUAUUAAGAGAUCAUGUCAACAAGAAGAGUAUACAACCUCGGAGGAAAUGUGCGAAAUAAAAUCAAAAAGAUCCAAAACUACUGUCGGAGACGUACACUCUGAAGAACGAACCAAGCGUACGCCUAAACCAGUUAGACGUUUUGAUGCCACUCAAUUGGAAAAUGAGAAUUCCAGUACUAAUCUCAAAGAAAGGGAUGUUAUUGCCAUGAAACCCGUUCCAUGGAUAAGAUUAAAUGGAUCCAUUAACCGUCGAGUCCUAGAUAGAUGGUUGGGAUCUAUACUUUCCGAAUGUAUUGCGAGUAAUGGCUGCAGUGCUAACGAGAUUUGCAAGAGAUUUUCACUCUUCGUACCAGUGGAUAUAUUUUUGCUUUUAGAAUUAUUGUGUGAUUUGAAAUGUAUUUCCCUAAUUCAUAUAUAUCAACCCGAAGUCGACAUAUUUUCAAAUUAUGAAAAUAUCAAAGAAAAGAGUGUUUCAUUUGUAUAUGAUCCAGAAAAUACAUAUAUUAAAUCUUGUGGAGAUGCUAUAAUGCGUUUGUCCUUAUUUAUUGGUGACAAAAAAUAUACAACCGAGUUAAUUUAGAAAUAUUUGUUUGAAAUUUUUGUCAACCUGGACAAACUCAAUCUAAAAUUUUUUUAUUAUUACCAUAUACGUUUAAUUAAUUCAUUUAUAACUUUGGAUCAAAUCUAUGUAUUUACUUUGAAAAAAAUUAAUAUAUGUUUUUAAUUAUAACAUUGAA